Molecule: messenger RNA, 2378 nt
Organism: Rhopilema esculentum
Lineage: Eukaryota; Metazoa; Cnidaria; Scyphozoa; Rhizostomeae; Rhizostomatidae
Product: cysteine-rich hydrophobic domain-containing protein 2
Source: RefSeq, a predicted model, not a curated record
GAAAGCCGCCGAGAUAGCAGAUAAAGGAGCUUGAAAUGCUUCGGGGAUGCAUGUUAUGGUGAGGGGAGUUUAUUGAAUGCCUGAUGGCCGACUUUGAUAUAAUAGAGGAUGCAAACGCACACGACUCUCUUACGAGAAGGCAGAGUGAAGAUGAAAGCCACGUCUGCGUGCCAGAUCCUGUGGUAAUUCGUGGUGUCGGCCACCUAACGCUAUUUGGAUUGACAAACAAAUUCGAUGCAGAAUUCCCAUCAAGUCUUUCAGGAAAGCUUGCCCCUGAAGAGUUUGAGUCUAUAAUGAAGAAAAUAAACAAAAUCCUUGGUCGAACAUUGCCGCUUAACAUACGGUGGUUGCUGUGUGGUUGCAUUUGUUGCUGCUGUACUUUGGGGCUAUCAAUGUGGCCAGUUGUCUACCUCAACAAAAGGUCACGAGUGUCAAUUGAAAAACUUCUAGAUGCUGAAAAUUAUAAUCUUUUUCACAAGCUUGGUUUACAUUGGAAAUUAAGUAAACAGCUUGUACAUUCUAGUAACAUGAUGGAAUAUGUUUUGUUAAUCGAGUAUCGUCCAAAGCAAGUUAUUUACAAGCCAGACUAAGUGAAAUUAUAUUUCAAGUAUUUAGAAAUUAGUGAAAGAAUUUGUGUUUAUACCUGUUUUGUGUUGCUAAAAUCUAAAUAAAUUAAUAUGUAUUGAAAUUAUUUUGGUUGCUCUUAAUGUUUUAAAUUUAUUAUGUUUUGUAGAAAUUUACUAAUUCGUGGAGAUAAUAAUUGUUUAUAAUUUGUCACCAGUAAUUGACCAUCGACACAAGCAACAACAUGAUGCUUCCAGAAGGCUAUCCAGGGGCGUCGUGACUGGGGGUUAUGGGUGUGGUGGGGGUGUCACACCCCAAUAGUAUCUCAAUAGCAAAUUUCAGGUAAAAUCAACUCGUUGGAAGAAGCGCUUUAGGUAUUUCAGAGACCUUCAUGUCAUAAAAUCAAUAAAGGAUCAAGUAAAGGCAGUUGCUCCGUUAGUUAAAUAUGAUAUUCCUUGAUAUGAAUAAAGGUAAACAAACUAGUGAUUUAAAGAUUUGAAGAUUUUUCGUUGACACUAUAUCUAAAAAUCCAGGCCUUCUUUAGGUAAAAUUGUGUCUUGCGUCCAUUUCCCCUAAAGUUGCAAUUCACUAUGAGCUCCAGAUGUUUUUAACAUUCAAAAGGCAUGCUUAGAUGAAAAGAGGGAUCCAAAUUAACAACCAGUGCUGCUUGUCACCUAGCUUUAGAAGUAACUGACAACAUGGUAUUUUUCAAGACCACAGCGAAGUUGUACCAGUUGUUUUAAUCUGUUGUCCAAUUUUUUUGCAAAAAAAAUAAUUUUCAAAAGGAUUAGGAGGAUUGCUUUAGUGAAAUUUGCUUAAAUGAGUGCAUUGUCCAGGGAACUAGAAGCAUCAAAAUUCGAAAAUUUCCUAUCCCUUCGACGGCAACCAGUGCCGCCUCGAGUAGCAAUUGUAUCCUUUACCCGUUCCGAUAUAGAGAUUUGACAAAACUAUUAGGAACAUCUGUUCUUAUCAUAUAAAAAUGAAAGUUGCAAAUUAUAUACAGAGUUAGAUUGACAACAACUAAAGAAUUUCAGGCAAAUUUUUUUUAAUCAGGUAUAUGUGUAGUACACCCCCCCUCCCCCACCAAGGCUUGCCUCGUGACGGCCCUGAGGCUAUCCCCUGCUUAGAGCAGAAAAAUGCUACUGCAGUCUUUUUUUAAGUUUUGAUAACCUACACCAAUUCUGCAGAACAAAAUUUACUAUAUAAAACAUUUAGUUGAUGGGUUCGUUGUGGAAUAAAAGGCAAAAGAUUGAGGAAGGCGGUAUUGAAAUCGGCUGGAUCGAUUGGAGAACGACGCAGAUGCUCGUAUUUCCGUCUUCUGUUUAUACUUUCGUCAGGCUAUCGUGGUGAUAUCAACAUAUUAAUUGUACUGUGAUGCUCCCAUUUGAGAAGCUCGUACAUGCAAUUCUGUUUUUAAAUAUCCUCGCUGUUUAAACGCCCUUGUAGUGAUGAUACUCUGCUCAGCUGCAGGCCAAAAUAAGCAACAAUGAUAUUCAAUGUGUAAUUAGUAAUUUUUCACAGGUUGGAUAGUGACAUCCCAUACGAACGAACUAAACCCCAUAAGUAUGAGGUCCCUAUUGCCAUGAUUCCCAGAUCAAACCUUAGGAAGGGCUGUAGUUUCAAUGAUUUGUAACACACAGUUGAAUUUUAUCUUUCCAGAAGCUAACUGUUAUGUAGAUAAACAAUUUUAUUACUUCUUUUCUUGAAGAUUUCUUGAAGAUGUGAGUAUUCAGCUACCUACCUGACUUGUAAAUAACAUAUGGUUGACGUUCUUCUGAAUUCUCUUUUGUUUAUGAAAUUUUUUCUCAUAUUAA